CCCCUCGCUUGCUCGCUCGGGCCGGCGCCGGGAGCCCCGGAGCCAGAGCUCGGGCGGCUGCGGAGCGGCCGCGCCGCCCACGGGAGGAUGCAGAAGUAGCGGCGCCGGCUCCGCCGCCCGCCCUCGGGUUUGACUGAUGUGUGUCAAAAAUGGAAGUUUAUUUUUAUUUGAGACUAUUAUCAAAAACAGGGGAAAAUAAAAGAAUGAGGAACAGUUCAAAGUUCCAAUGGUUAUCAUCAGUUAUUUUUUUAUAUUUCGUGAACCAAGCACAUGGCCAGAAAAGAGGGGUUCCUCAUGAUUUAAAGUGUAUAACCCAUAACUUAAAGGUAUGGGAUUGUUCCUGGGAAGCCUCCUCUGAAAUAAACCAUGGUACUACUUAUGAAAUUUGUAUUGUAAACAGUUCUUAUCCCUGUAUUCGGACAGAGAAAACACAUUUUGAGAUUCCAGCUCUUCCACUUGAUGAUCAUGAAAUAAAAAUAAGUUCCAUGCAUGUUUCUGGGAAUUCUGUUACUAAAUUUAUCCUAAAUGAAAGAAAUGUUUCCUUAGUUCCAGCCACAUUACGGAUUUUUAAUUUGACGGCUGAUUUUUCAACCUCUACGUUGUACCUACAGUGGAAUGACAGUGGCUCUGUUUUUCCCCAUCACUCAAAUGUCAUCUGGGAAAUUAUUGUCCUAUAUAAAGAAGACAUGGAAGUUGCAACAGUAGCAACAUAUAAUACAACUCUGAUUGGUAAGGAUUCAGUCCAUCACUGGAGUUGGACCUCAGAUAUCCCUCUGGAAUGUACUCUACAUUAUGUGAAAAUUAGAUAUUAUAUUGAUGAACUUCAUUUUUUUGGUCAAAAAGUGUGGAGUGAAUGGAGUCCACUUAGAAAUAUUUCAGGACCUCCCAUAAAAGAAAAUAAUGAGGUUUUUCCUAAAGACAAAGUGGUACCAGUAGGUUCAAAUAUGACAUUUUGUUGUGUUGUUGAGGAACCUGUCUUAACUGCACAAUUUGGAAGUGAAAGAUGUUCCCUUAUCCGUCUUGAUGAUAAAAGUGUUGCAAUCAAGAUCAACAAUAUUACCAUUUCUCCAAGUAGUGGAACAAAUGUCGUUUUUUCAACAAAGUCAAACAUGUAUGGAACAGUUGUAUUUGCAGGAUAUCCACCCGAUAUCCCUAGAAAACUGAACUGUGAAACACGGGAUUUGAAAGAAAUUAUAUGCAGUUGGAAUCCAGGAAGACCAACUGGGUUGGUUGGCCCCCGUGAUACAAAUUAUAUCCUGUACGAAAGAUUUUCUGGAAGAAAUGUUACAUACAAUAGAGAUGAAGAACACAUGAAUGAAAACCAUCAGUUAAUCUUUCAAAUGAUAACUGGUCAGGAAAUAUAUAAUUUCACCUUGAAAGCUAACAAUCCUGUGGGUAGAUCUGAAGCAGUAAUUUUAGUUGAUAUAACUCAAAGAGUUUAUCCUCAUACUCCUUCAAAACUCAUUGUGAGGGACGUUGAUUCAACUGCCAUUAUUCUCUAUUGGCACUUAUCUGGCAAUUUUGCAAAUAUUAAUCUUUUAUGUGAAAUUGAAAUUAAUACAACUUAUUCAGGGCAAGAAUUGCGGAACAUCACUGUUAAAGGAUUAGAAACCUCUAGUUAUCAUGUUUCUGUGGACAAGUUGAUGCCAUAUACUAUGUAUACUUUCCGGGUUCGUUGUUCUUCUGAGAACUUUUGGAAAUGGAGCAAAUGGAGUAAUGAAAAGCAAUACUUAACCAUGGAAGGAAUUCCUUCAAAAGGACCAGAUAUCUGGAGAGAGUGGAGUGCUGAUGGGAAAAGUGUAAUAAUAUACUGGAAGCCCUUAUCUAUUAAUGAAGCGAAUGGAAAAAUACUUUCCUAUGAUGUGUCAUAUUGGUCAGGAGAAGAAGCACAGUACCUUUCUGAGAUUCCUGAUCCACAGAAUAAAACAGAAAUAAAACUUGACAGAAGUGAUUGCAAUGAUUACAUCAUUAGUGUUGUGGCCAAAAAUUCAGUUGGAUCAUCUCCACCUUCUAAGAUAACUAGUAUGGAAAUCCCAAAUGAAGACCUCAAAGUAGAGCAGAUUGUUGGAAUAGGAAAUGGCAUAUUAUUUCACUGGAAUUAUGAUCCCAACAUGACUUGUGACUAUGUCAUAAAAUGGUGUAACUCAACUCGAUCUGAACCCUGCCUCAUUGACUGGAAAAAAUACCCUGCAAAUAGUACUGGAGCUCUCAUAGAAUAUGAUAAUUUUCGAUCUGGAACACGCUAUAACUUUUUCCUCUAUGGCUGCAAAAAUCAGAAAUAUCAGUUAUUACGUUCAAUAGUUGGAUAUACAGAAGAACUGGCUCCCAGCGUUGCACCAAAUUUUACUGUGGAAGAGACCUCUGCAGAUUCAAUACUAGUAAAAUGGGAAGACAUUCCUGUUGAAGACCUUAGAGGAUUUUUAAGAGGAUAUUUAUUUUACUUUGAAAAAGGGGAGAAAGGCACUUCUAAAAUCCAAGGUUUGGAAUCAGGGCGUUCUGAUGUGAAAGUUAAGAAUAUUACUGAUGUAACACAGAAAACACUGAGAAUUGUCGAUCUUCAAGGGAAAACAGGCUACCACCUGCUCUUGCAGGCGUAUACAGAUGGUGGAGUAGGUCCAGGAAAGGCCAUGUAUGUGGUUACAAAGGAAAAUUCUGAGGGAUUAAUUAUCGCCAUUCUCAUCCCUGUGGCAGUGGCUAUUUUUGUUGGAGUGGUAACCAGUAUUCUUUGCUAUCGUAAAAGAGAAUGGAUUAAAGAAACUUUCUAUCCUGAUAUUCCAAAUCCAGAAAAUAGUAAGGCAUUGCAGUUUCAUAAGAGCAUCUGUGAGGGAAACAGUGCUCUGAAAACGCUAGAAAUGAAUCCUUGCACUCCUAAUAAUGUGGAAGUGGUAGAAACAAGAUCAGCGGCUCCUAAAAUAGAGGAGGAUACAGAAAUCAAGUCCCCAGUAGCUGAUGGUCCUGAAGAAGGUUCUGAUGUGGAGCCUGAAAACCAUGUGGUUGUCUCCUACUGUCCACCAAUCAUUGAGGAGGAGAUUGCAAAUGCUGGAGGGGAGGAAGCUGGAGGCUCUUCACAAGUCAUUUAUAUUGAUAUUCAAUCAAUGUACCAACCUCAGGCAAAACCAGAGGAAGAACUAGAGAAUGACUCUGUAGGUGGAGCAGGCUAUAAGCCACAAAUGCAUCUGCCAGUUACCUCUGCUGUAGAGAACAUAAUUGCAGCAGAUGACUUAGAAAAAACUGCAGGCUACAGACCUCAGACAAAUGUAAAUGCCUGGAAUUUAGACUCUCCAGACUCUCCUCGGUCCAUAGACAGCAACAGUGAAAUUGUGUCCUUUGGAAGCCCAUGUUCAAUUAAUUCGCGGCAGUUUUUGAUUCCCCCAAAGGAUGAAGAAUCUCCUAAAUCUUCUAAUGGAGGGUGGUCAUUUACAAAUUUUUUUCAAAACAAACCAAAUGAUUAGCAAUAGCAUCAUGUUGCAUCAGUCCACCAUCUCAAUAAGCUCUGACUCCUGGGGUUGUAAUAACAGCAGCACUGGUUAUUCUUGGAGGCCUCCGGUGGAGUAUAUUUUUAGUGAGAUGAACUUUACCACAUGUAAGUUACACUGAAAGUGUUAAUGUUGUUUUACUGUAGUCUAAAAGCCAAAGUAUAGCAACUCAGUAAUUCAAUUCAUGUUAUCCAAGAUACUGGAUUUGGAUCUAUUUGUGAUUCCAGCCAAAGAAGCCUCACUUACUUUACCAUCAAAUAGCACUUUCAGAUUGAUUAUUGCUUAAUACUUUAGAAAAUACCCAAACUGUUUUACAUUCAUUCACUAAUCUCUUUUUGUUAUUUGUAUGUUAUUGAAUCCCAACCAGAAUGUUUGAAAUUGUAGGCAGGGGGGAAAAGUGUGAAAUGUUCAGAUUAACAGAGAAUUACUUGACUGCAACUUGUUCAAAUCUAGACAAAAGCCAAGGACAGAUCAAGUAACAUAAGACCAUUUUCUCUGUAAUUAACAUAGCUUUUAAAACGUAGCAGCAGCUAUUUUAGUUUCUUGUUUGAUAACUAGGUAUCUGUGCCUACUGUAUAAUAGUUAUCAAAUUGUUGACUCAGGGGCACAAACUUGGAAAAUGAGUAAAACACUGACUUAUGCCACAUUUCUGAAUAUGGCUUUAGCAGGUUCUUUUCCCCACUAAUUUUUAACUCCUACUUGUAAUAGGGUGCCCUAAUGUAUAUCUUUAAUAAUCUAUAAUAUCAGCACUGUAUAGCUAAGGCAUUAUGUGCAAGCAAACCCAAACUCUUGACAUUUAUUUUGUAAAAGUGCCAGUUUUAUAAAUGUGUGAACAAAGCACACACUUAAAUGUAAUCCUUUAGCAUUAAUUGCACUAAUUUUCCAUUUAAGACUAUUCUUAUCAGCAAGAUUUAGCCAAACCAGUCUCUACCACAGGUAAUAACAAUUAGCAUUAGUUCUUCAUGAAGAAAUGAUUCUAUUAAUUUUCUCUUUAAACAGUGAGCCACAAAUUAAAGCUAUUUAGUAUGGGCGUAUGAUCUAUUUCUUAAUUGUAGUCUAACAGUUACUUUUCUUAAAUAGAUCAUCAGUACCAUCUCCUUGGUGGAAUACUUAUUGUUUUCAAUGAAAAAUUAACUGGUUUUUUUUGUUUUAAAAUGAUCACUUGGUGGCUAUUUUAUAGUAAAUGUCAUGAAAAACCUCAAAGUCAAACUCAAUUUGGGUGAAUUCUAUUAAGCAUCACAGAAGUAAACUUGAGUAAGUAAGCUCGAGUGCCCUUAUAACAUAAAGAAUCAUUUCACCCUCCCAAGUUUUCAGAAACAACUGCUUUUCUGGGAAAUGACUCCUUUAAAAGUUUCAUGUAGGUGAUGUUUCUCUUCGGUGUAACCUCUUUUUAGCUUUUUUUUCCUCUCUCUCUUCUACCCUGCUUUCCUCCCCAUGAAGCUUUUAGACUCUCUACAACUCAUCAUCUAAAUACUUCUCUCCCCAGGCCACAGCUUGAUAUAAUUCCCACUCCAACUUUUACAUAACUUAUAAUGCAACUUUAUGUAUCCAGCAUCUUAUUUCUUCAGGGCCAAGCUAUCACUAUUUCAAGGUGAUAGUGAACUAAUCUGAGCUAAUAGGAAGAAAAGUACAUCCCCAAACUUCUCCCUAUAUUUAAAGUAACAGAAAUAUAUUGUAGCAUUGGCCACCUGAAGACAUUGCCCUUUCUUCCUUGUCUUAAGCAAAGAAGUGAUAGUAAAGUUGAAAAUUUUAGGCCAGGUUAAGAUGUAAUGAUGUGGUAGUCUGUUAGAAGAGUUUGGGGCAGGUCAGACUUUAAGAGACUGAUCAUCACACUGGUAGAUGAUUCCCUACUACCCAUUCAUAAAGUCAAUUCACAUUAGAAAAUUUUAACUGUAAUAGGUUUAUCCCAUGUUGAUUGAAUAAUACCAUACUUUGAAACAUAGUUAAAGCGUUAGAACAUUUCUGGAAUUGUAACCCAAAUUGUAUAUUUUCAAAUGAUUCUCCUUUGCAUACCAGAGUCAAACAACUUAUUAGCAAUAGUUAGCAUUUAUAUACUGCUUUAAUGUUUGUAAAACACUUUAUAAAUAUUAUUUUAUUUGAUACAACAACCCUGGGAGAUAGGUGCUAUUAUUAUCCUGAUUUUUUUACAAUUGAGGAAACCGAGGCAAACAAUGGUUAAGUGACUUGUCCAAUGUCACACAGCUAGUAAAUGUCUGAGGCCAGAAUUGAGUAUAGGCUUCAUGACUCCGAGUCCUACAAUUUUGGAUUACUGUAAACUGGUAAUUCCAUACCAUCCAUAGGGGGGGGAAAAAUUGAUCAGGAUAUCAAAUUUUGACAUUUUACAUUUCCCAAAGACAGUAGGGCACAGUGAAUAUAAAGGCCUGACUUUACUGUCAGGAAAACCUGAGCUCAAGUCCAUCCUCUGACAUAUAGUGGCCAUAUGACCUUGGGCAAAUCAUUUAAUCUCUCAAUGUCCCCAGCCAACUCUCUAAGACUAACAGUUGCUGGUUGGCUUUGGUAAAGGGAGUUUGAUUACCAGGAAUCUCCCUGUACUGAUGAAAUCACAUAUCUGGGCAAAGCAUAUGUUUCAUAUUGUGUAAAUUAUUUCACCUGUUUUAAAUUAAAAUUAUCUUUGAAUACAUUGAAACGAGUUGAAUAACACUAUGUGAUAUGCUUUUGGGCUCUGUGCAAAUUUUAAAACUAAAACAGGGAGAGAAAAUAGAUGUUAGUUAAUUGAAAAAAUACAACUUUUAAAAAGUUAUAUGGCAAGAAUUCUCAAUCUAACUUUUAAUACUCAGGUGUUUGUGUUUUUUUUUCUAUUAGUCAUUUUCUAAAGGGAAAACACUUAAAACUGGUACUGUUGGAGACUGUAGUGGAAAUCCAUAUCCUUAAAGCAUUUGCUUCAAAUUAGAUAUUUUGUUACUUUUUUCUUCAGAUAAAUUGGGGUGAUUACUCUGAAUAAAUCACUGCUGCUUUCUAUUUUGAGCCAUAUUAGAAUUUGUAUAAUUUUUUGUUUAAAAAAAGAAUUUUUAUUUAUGUAGAAAUUCAGCAUUAAGCAUCAAUUUAGGACAGAGGAGCUAGGUUAAUGAUGCUUGUCCUAUAGCUACAGAAAGACUGGGCACAUUAAUGCCCAAUAAAUAUAUAUAAUUGACCUUGGCCUAGAGCAAGUCUUUCCAGUUGGGGUAAUCUUAAGUGAUCCAUUCAAGUCUAGAGUAGCCCUGUAAGGCAGGGUCUGUUACUACGUUAGUUAAAUCUGCUCUAGAAGUGGCCCCAUAUAACUAAACUGAUUUUAUACUCCAGAGGUCUUCCAGACUAUGGAUGAAUGGAUGUGGACUACAUGUAGAUGACCCAGGAACUAUUCUUGACUAAUGUGGAUCCCUAAUUACCUGUCCCCCACCCCCAUUAGAUGGAUACCUCUGAGGGAUGAGUCUAAACCUUUUCCUGGGAGCAGGAAGGAAAGGGUCUUUCUCUUUCAUUCCUCUGAAUUGGGCUUGAAUUUGAAGCACUAAAUGCAAAAACAAAACAAACAAAACCUUUUUAUUCUGAGCCAUGUUAAAACUUGCCUAAUUUGUUUUGUAUGAAAGAACUUUGUAUUUUUUACGCUCCAUCAUUUUUUGAGAUAUGAGCAAGCAUACAUGCCACUAGAAUUGUGUCUGUAGUUAUACCCUGUGCAUAAUCUAAACAUUUCUUUUUGCCACAGUCUGCACACAACUUAAAACAUAUGCCAUAACCAGAAAACAUUUUGGAAAGGUAUUAAACCGUACAUAAAAUUGUACAUGGGCUAUGAUUUCUUAAUAUAGAAACCUAUUCAAUUCUGUAAAAUAUCUCCUUAAAACCUAUAUUUCAAACUGGUCACAUUAGCUUCAUUGGUGAGCCAAUAUUGGAUUGCCAUCAAACUUUAUUUUUUUAUCUUUUUACAUCCAAAUUACAUUUAUAACAUAUUGAAGAGAAAAUAUGCUUGCUUCUUACAAAACCAUAAUCUUAGGAUAUUUUCUGAAAUUAUUUUUUUAAAGUUAGCUUAUUCAAAUCUUUAGCUCUAUAAUUUUAUCAUGUUUAAGUAGUAAUCAUGAAAAAUUUAGAUUAUAUUAGUGCCUUAAUUUGGUUACCCUGUUUUCAGUUAGUAUCUUUGUCAUAGUUACCAAAGACAUUUUUUCAUUCUAAUUAAUAAAACCCUUUAAAAAUGCUAUCAUUGAGGAAUUCAAACCAAUGUCCACUUUAUAGGCCAUAUGAUGUUGGGCUUUUAAUAUAUAUAAAUAUGUUUUAGGACACUUGACUUGACCAAGAAUAUAUCUGAACCUAUGUGAUAAUGUUGAGUUGUGUUAUAACAGUCAAUUGUGUUUAGAAUAGCAUUUUGAUCAUAAGACCCAUAGUGGCGAUCUUUCUCUAUGCUUUGUAAUUGCUGUGAAAGAAUGCUGGUUACAGCAGUUCCUUGUCUUCUCAUCCUGUCUCCCAUUCUUCUUGCCACUUUCCCAUUAAUCCUUCAUAGUGUAUCUGUCCAACAUACCAAAGACUUUUGUGUUAUUCUCUUAGUGUCUCUCGGGUACCAGUGCAUCAUUUGGGCUGUUCCUUUGUCUUAUUUUUGGUAAAUGAUUUGCCCCUUCUCUUCUGCUUAUACAUGUCCAUGAUAAUGUCUCAUGCUGCUUCUCAUGGGCAUGUUGUCAUUGAUUACAUGCUGUAAUCUGUUUAUUAUGCUCACCAUUUGUCUUUCCACUGCAUCCUUUGGAUAAGUUGUAAUUUUUAUAAUUCCUCUCUGUAUUUGAAGUAAUAAUACUUGGAAUUUAGAUAUUCGCAACUUACAUAAAAUUUACCUAUGCAAGUCCAAUUCUGAAUGCCUAAUAUUUUGAUGAGUUUAUUGCUGUGGUCUUAGAAGAGCCACCCUCUGAAUUAGUCUUUUUACUGUGAAAGUGCCUAGCUGAAACAAAUACAGUUUUUAGAAAAAUAAAUAUCAACCAAAUAUGAAGUGGUAAUAAUUUCUAUUACUUUUCUUUACUGAAAAGAGAGAUUAUCUUGUCAACAAAUUGGUGAGGAGACAAAGUUAAUUGCGUUAAUCACAUUGAUUUUCAUCUUAAGGUUCUUUUAAAAUAAAGCUCAAAAUAAUUUAAACUCAAUAUCAGUAAAAAUGAUUUGGUUAGAUUGUUGAAUUAAGGUGGUUAGUUUCUUUCUCACCUAAAUUUCCAAUUGAACUUCAUUACAUAAUUUCAUUGCACAAAUGCUAUAUGCACUUCUUUUAAAAAUGCAUACCAUUUUAAUGGGUUACUUGUCAUUUUUAGGUCACUGUUCUAUUUGUUGAGCAUUCCAUGUUGUAUAAAAGGUCAGACUAUUUAUUCCAUUGUGGUAAAACACAUUGCUGUUGGCUUGUUGGAAAGGUGAAACAGUAUGUUUAUUCUGAAGAAUCAUUGCUAAUCUGGUAUUUUUUAAAAGUUGCUAUGUUCAUGAUUUUGCUGUUGAACAUUGAAAAAGAACACUGAGUACUAGUUUUUAUAGAGUUUAUUUUUUUAUAUUUUCAUAGAUGCUCCCUUCCCUACCAGUAGUUUUCCUCCAAUUUGAUAAUAAAUAUCCUGUACUUUACUCGUGUUCUUAAUAUAGCACAAACCAUUAGUUCUUUCUUAACUUUAUUCCCACCAACAUAAAUGCCAGAAAUGUGAAUAGCACUAAGAAUAAUGCAGUUGAAGGAAACACAUAAAAAGUCUCUGCGAUGUACUUUUGCGGAUUGAGAGUUUGCUUGACAUCUCUAUGUAUCUUGUAACCUGUGAUUCUAUUUUAAAGAAAAAUAGCAUGAAUUUUAAUUAAUAAUCAUACACUUGUUUCAAAAUAAAAUAUGUCUAAUUUGCUUCCUUAAUUGUUUUUAAAGGAAUACAGUCAACAAAACAACCCAAAGCUGAAGUAGAUAUUUAAAAAUAUCCAACUGUUAUAUUUUAGUUUGCUGGUCUAACUUGUGGCAUCCUUGCCCUUCCUGGAAAAGGAACACCCAAAAAUGCUUGUUUAAUUUCUUUUGUCUCUCUUUAAACAAUCACAAGUCACAUGUCCUCAUAAAUCUAGGAAAUCGUCCCGCUUUCUCACUUCCAAAAUUGCAUUGUACUGAAUUGCUGUUUACUAAAUACACACAUACUGUGAACAGGUUUUAAGUUUUUUAUGUCUUUUGUAAGGUUGUAUGUAGAAUAUGUUUCCUUUUUUAAAGAGAAUGUUAAAUAUGUUAAAAAAAACUUUUUCAGUUUGCUACAUAUAUUAAUAAAUCAUGUUUACUGAUUUGUUCUGUAAAGAUGUUCUGAGUACAAGUUGAGAGAAGGUUGGGAGAAACAUAAGCUUCAAAACUAUACCAUUUAUAUUUCAUGUAAUAAUUAACCCCUACAGAUUUACCUUCAAAUCUGAUCACAUGUGAAGUAUGCAGUAUCUAAAAAUGUAUAUUUAAUAAUACAAGAAAUCUCUUGAAGAAAUCAGAACUUAAAUCUUUGGGGUGCAAACAAUAUGGGUUAAAAUGAGUCACGUAAUUUGGAAGCCAUGGAAUAAACCCAUGAAGAGAACCUUUUACAUGGAAAUUUGAAAUUUUAUCUGUUGUCUUCUAUCAGUAACAAAUGUAGGGAUUUCUCCCCGGAACUAUGUUGUUACACCAUCUAUAGUUUGGAUAGGAGAAUCUGACUGAUUAGCAGGCAAGCAUUUGGAAAUAAUGUAUACUUUAAAAGUGAGAUUUAGUAUCACGUUGAAAAAUAUGGUUACAGCAAAGGCAUAGACUAUUAACUCAUGUAUUACUAAGACACCGUAAAUGUAAAACUAGUUUGCUUGGCUGUUAACUCUUGAAGUGUUGCUUAUGUCUGUUUUUAAAAUAUGCAUGUAUUUAACAGUUUUGCCAUAGUAUUGCCAUGAAAGUAAAUAAAUAUAUUUUCUUACACUCUAA
Molecule: messenger RNA, 10368 nt
Organism: Dromiciops gliroides (monito del monte)
Lineage: Eukaryota; Metazoa; Chordata; Mammalia; Microbiotheria; Microbiotheriidae
Gene: LIFR
Product: LIF receptor subunit alpha
Exons: 20
Coding region: 150-3452 (1100 amino acids)
Biological process (GO): cytokine-mediated signaling pathway; positive regulation of cell population proliferation
Cellular component (GO): external side of plasma membrane; signaling receptor complex
Molecular function (GO): ciliary neurotrophic factor receptor binding; cytokine binding; oncostatin-M receptor activity
Source: RefSeq, a predicted model, not a curated record